AUGGCUCCUGAGAUUUUUUAUAAGAAAGAAUUUAAUCCAAUGCAAGCAGAUAUAUGGGCGCUUGGAGUCACUAUUUAUCACCUUGUUACAGGAGGUUUUCCGUAUUUUGCGAGUGAUCCAAAAAUGUUGCUUGAAAAAAUUGAACGUGGUGUUUACUGCGAUGAAUAUAUUGAUGACAGAUUGCUUGCUAAUCUUAUAUCACGCUGUUUGGUAUACAAACCAGAUAAAAGAGCAACUGUCGAUGAAUUACUAAAAAUGCCAUACUUCCAACAGUUCCAAUUUGGAAUAGAUGUUAUGGAAGCAUCAUUUAUGAACUGCCAUAGCGGAGUUAACAUAAUCAAGCCAAAGCUGAGACCAAAAAGAUCAAAUCUUGCUAACCAUUCUCUCCUAAUAUUUAGAAACUUGAGAGGUUCAAGGCUUCAAAUGAUUGAAGGUCCUUCAAAAUCCCAGGAAAAUCUUAUUUAA
Trichomonas vaginalis G3 is the source of this 465-nucleotide messenger RNA. RefSeq names its product protein serine/threonine kinase protein. NCBI's taxonomy places the organism in Eukaryota, Parabasalia, Trichomonadida, Trichomonadidae. The transcript has a single exon. The coding region runs from base 1 to 465 and encodes 154 amino acids. The record is from RefSeq and is a predicted model, not a curated record. Gene Ontology annotation, molecular function: protein kinase activity; ATP binding. Gene Ontology annotation, biological process: protein phosphorylation.